This is a messenger RNA of Megalobrama amblycephala (Wuchang bream), 2913 nucleotides long. RefSeq names its product polymeric immunoglobulin receptor-like. The transcript has 10 exons. The coding region runs from base 135 to 2390 and encodes 751 amino acids. NCBI's taxonomy places the organism in Eukaryota, Metazoa, Chordata, Actinopteri, Cypriniformes, Xenocyprididae. The record is from RefSeq and is a predicted model, not a curated record.
CAAAAGAGGAUGUGUGUACUUCUGAUGAUGGUCACAUUCUUACAUCAUAUUCAAGGAAUACUUGAUCAGUUCUUGCUGUUGCUGGAUUGUGAUCGGAUUCGUUUUCUCUCUGGAUUGACUGAAGUCAAUCUGGAAUGAGGGCUGCCAUCUUCAUCUUCAUCUUCAUCACUCUCUGCCUGAUCUCAGGUCAGGUAGUUUGUUUCAAGGUGAUUGGAUGCGCUGGAGGGAGUUUGAUGUUCAAGUGCACAUACAAGAACCAGAAUGAUCAGCAUGAAGGGAAGUAUUUCUGCAGAGACGAGAACUGUAAAGUGGGCAUCAGUUCUAAACUUCAGAACCGCUGGGAUUAUAACGGAAGAUUCGCUCUGUAUGAUGAUGAAAACAGCAGAUUCUUCACAGUGUUUUUUAAGAACCUCAGCAGAGAGGAUCAUGGGAAAUAUACAUGUGGAAACACUCAGAAAUGGAGUCGUGAUGUUGAUUUAGAGGUGAAGAAAGAGUCUUGUGGGACGUCUGUUAUACGGGACGAGUAUGUUGGACAAACGAUCACUUUCCACUGUGAAUUUGAUCAUAAGUUUAAAUCACGCACCAAAGUCUUCUACAGACUGAAAGAGGGUCCUGUCCAUGUGCUGAACAGCUCACAAUCAUCACAAUCAUCUGAGGAGAAGAUCAUUCUGUCUGACAGUCGUAAAGAUCAUUUUACUGUGACCAUUAGAGACAUUUCUGCAGACGACGGAGGAGUUUAUUUAUGUGGAGUGGAGAGAUACGGAUCAGAUCCAUCAAUUACUCACAUAUCCUUCAUUAAAGAGAUUCAGCUGAAUGUUUACAGUGGAAUCGCUUCUGUCCAGGUUCAGGCCUACUCCAGUAAAUCAGUCUUCAUCACGUGUAAAUUUCCACAAAAGUUCAGAAGAAACAAGAAAUUCAUCCAGAAAGAUUCAUCACAGAAGAUUAUUGUUGAUGAACAGAAUCAAUGGGUCCAUCAUGAUCAAGUUCACAUGUAUGAUGAUUCCAGUGAAGGACUUCUGAAGGUUUUUAUCAGGGAUUUAAACCUAGAUGAUGAAAGGACAUAUAAGUGUGGAGUAAAUAUCUCUGAUCUUUUAACUGAGGUUAAACUUUCAGUAAAUCAAGUUGAUCAUUUUCGUGCAUCAAGUAAAGCAUCUGCUGUUAUUGGUGGAAGUGUGAAUCUCACCUGCGAUUUCCCUGAGAAACACGGCGAGACCUUCAAACACAUCUGCAGAGAGAACGAGCAGAAGAUAUGUGAGAGCAUCAGUUCAUCAGAGCAGAAACGCUUUGAGUUUUCUGUCAGUUCAGCAGGAGUUUUUACAGUGAUCAUCAGUAAUGUGAGCGAGAGAGAUGCUGGAGUUUACUGGUGUGGAGCAGAAACCAGAGACACACAUCUGACUUCUGUCUCUCUCACCAAUCAACAUCAACUCACUGUGACCAUGCCUCCAGUGGUCGGACGUGAAGGAGAUUCAUCAGAGAUCAAAUGCCCUUAUAAUGAAAAACAUUCAAGAGAAGUAAAGCAUCUUUGCAAAAGAAAGUGUUUCACUGAAGGUGCUCAAAAAAUAAUUAAAUCAGAUGAAUCCCAUGUUAAUAAAAAGAUUUCAGUAAAGGAUGAUCGUGAACUCAAUCUCUUCACUGUGACCUUGAGUGAGCUGAGAGCAGAGGAUGCUGGGAUAUACUGGUGUGCAGUGAGAGAUGAGUUUAAUCUUCACACUGAACUCAUGAUCGUCAUGAAAGAUGCGGUCACUCGUGAAGCGUCUGUCGGAGGAUCAGUGUCCAUCAGCUGUCAGUUCUUCAGGAAUCACAAGAGUCUCCAGAGGUCGUUUUGCAGAGGAGAUCAGCCGAACAUCUGUGUCCGAGAUGGAGUUCGUGUUUCAUCGAAUACGAGAACAAAUGGCCGAUUCUCUCUGACUGAUGAAACCUCAGCUGGAGUCUUUACUGUGAACAUCACCGAUCUGACAGAAGAGGAUUCUGGGAAAUACUGGUGCGCAGAGGAGAGUUCUGGGUCAUUCAUAUUCACUGAAGUUCAUCUACAUGUGAACAGAGGCUCUUCUAUGAUAGUUGCUGUUUCUGUGGGUUUGAUCCUGCUGGCUGUGUGUUUAGCGCUCGUGUUGCUCAAAAUAAAAUACAACCGUAAACACGGAAUCAUUUCAUCAUCAGACAGAAGAGAGACAGGAGAUCGUGAUAUGGCUCAAGAAGAGAUUCAAGGCUCAGAUCCUGCAUCAACUCCUCUCGAUUCGGCAGCACAGUUACCCACAAACCCCUCUGAUGGGCUCCUCUACGCUGCUGUCAGUUUCCAGAAGCGUGAAGAGUCUGGUGUGCACUGUAGCGUCAGUAAGGAGGAGAUUCACUCUGAUUAUGCAUCUGUCAAACACAGCAUCACGCCAAACUAAUAUUACCACUGGAGUUUAGUUUUUAAUUCAAAUCAAGAAUCAUGUCAGUGACUGAGAAUAUAUUGACUGCAACAAUCAUUCAGCUUCAUUGAGCAAGUCAUUGAGCAGUUGGCGACACCUACAGGUCACUGUUGGGAACCGUUAACUUCUGUUGUUGUUUUUUUUGUUGUUGUUGUUUUUUUUUUUGUUGUUUUUUUUAUCUUCAAUCUUUGUGAGCAUCAGUUCAUCAGAAGUGAAGCAUUAUGUUGUGAGCAAUAAGCCAAUCUGUGAUGAGCGCUGCCGUUCGGAUCAAGAGAAAGAAAAUAUCUGUAAUAACAAUUUAUCAUUAUAAAUGUACUUGAUCUCAUACAUGUCAGUGUGUUUUACUGGGAUGUGAUGUUUAUCACGCUGAGAAAAAUAAGCCUCAUUUACAAGCCUCCUUUGCUAACUUUAAUAUAUUUUAGAAAUGUGAAACUGUAAAUAGAUAUUUAAAAAUGUAAUUACAUUACUUAACUAAAAAGUACUGUGAAUUGCUAAUACUGAG